UGCAAUUUGUAUCCGGCCGAGUCUCACGUGGACACCUCUUUUCACCAAUGGUGGAGCAGCCGUCUCUCGAGAACAUGAACCUGCUGGAGUUCUACAGGCAAACAUCCUGGCCUCAGGAUUCAUGGCCUCAGAUGGUGAGGAAAAGGCAUUUGUCGAAUUUUCUGGAGCGGCAUGGCUUUGUGGAUGAACAUAGCCCACGGAGGCUCAAUGGAAAGGUUCGCUUCGAGUGCAUGUAUCCCAUCCACGUGGCCGCCCAGACGGCGGAUGUCCCCAUGCUUCGCAUUCUCCUGGACCUCGGCGUGGACCCUCAGACCGGCGCGGCCGAGGGACGGACGGCGUGGCAGAUCGCGGAGGAGGCGAACCGCGACGGAUCGCAUCGCCGGGUCUUGCAGCUCUUGGAGCAUUCGCAACGGGUGAAAUCGGUGACCCUGUAGAACAGUUGGUUGAGUCACCAAGGUGGUGCAGUUGAGAGAAU
Messenger RNA from Cladocopium goreaui, 475 nucleotides. The record is from the annotation of a GenBank genome assembly. Lineage: Eukaryota; Dinophyceae; Suessiales; Symbiodiniaceae.